AUGUCGUACAAAUAUAGCAGUAGAGAAUAUUGUUCACCUGUUUGUAUGAGAUGCGUGAAGUCGAAUGGGGUACGAGGAAGUGUUGAUACCGUGGGCGGGGAUACGGGACGGUGCGAGUGUCACACUUCGAUCGGGCAUCGACAUAAAUAUUCAGUGGAGCGAAAGAACAAUGCGGGUAGACAAACAACCUCCAUAUUGUCACCUGCACCAUGCAGCGCCCGCGGUACUGCAACCGAUGCUCCUGCUGAUCGCCAAAAUGUUGACGGCCAGCGGCGUUCUUCAUUUGCAAAACCCUCCCCAAAUGACAUAGUUUGGAUCCCCACCUCUCAACUUCUUCCCCGUUUUCAUGGCACUGACACCGGUGGAAGCAAUGAAGAGGAGGAGUACUGCCCAGUGACGAAGUGGCCAAAACCGCAAGAUAUUCCGUUGCCGUCGAUGAUUCCCCUCCCUUCCAGUGUUCUGCGCUCCCUUCCGCCGGAAAAGUCACAACCGCCAUCACAAUGGUCUUCCAUCCCCGUAAAUGAACAAACGAUUAAGAAAAAGCGGGGAUGUGACGGCCAGGGGUAUGAAGUCGCGGAACGGCCCGUAGCACCAAGUGUGAGAGUAGAAGGGCAUGUGUGUCCAUGUGAAAAGCGCAUGUUACAUACGUAUCCGAGCAACCGCGAAACGGCAGAAACACAUGAGGAGGCGGAGCAACAAAAGUGUGAUGUAAAAGAAUCUGAAGAAGAACCGGCCAAUAUCAACAACAACAACAACACUCCGGGACAAUAUAUUAAUGAGUGCUGUGACUCUGAUGAAACUCAAAAGUAUGACAGCGUACAGAUGUGGUGCCAGUCACUUCGGCAACCGACUCGUCGGUGUGAGCAGCCACCACCGCGUUCAAGAAAAUCGAGUGCUUCCCCUACAGCCGAGGGGUUUGCGGCUUGUGGCACCUCUCAGCACAGAUGUACGGCAACUCAUCCAGACGGUUCUUGCGAGAGGCGACGAGAUUCGGAGUUGCGUGGCGGUAGUGGCGCUCGCGAGAAUUCUUUACAUCCUCCUCGGAAGAGCGUGGAUAGCAAGGUUUCGAGGGGAACAAACAACAUUCACGCAAGAAAAUCUGAAACACGUAAAUUGCGUGAGGUUGUGAAUGUUAGAACCACGUCUUCUAAUUCAGAUACGGCUUCGGUGAGAAGUGAGCCGGAGGAGGUUUCCAGAGAUAGGGAAGAGAGGUUUCGGGUGCACCUGACAAACAUGGAUGAGUUGUAUCGACAUCUACUGAGCAGAUACGAUGAGUUCCAGAAAGAUCAUGCGGAUUUCUUGGAAAAAAAUGGCAGCUCGAGACGGGUUGUGGAUGAACAAACUGCGCAUCCACAGAAACUUUCCAUAAAGAAGGACACGGUUGACUUAGUAGAUGACAUACCCCCAUUACCUGAACGCGGGUACUCGGGUAAGUUAUAUCCGCUUUCUGAAGACUCUCAGAAACUUCAAGAGCAGUUGAUUAGCCUGGAGACGCGGUGGAAACAAACUGGAAGACCUAAAAAAGGAGGCGCGGAGGAACGAAUGUGGGGUCUGGCUGAAACUGCAGUGAAUGCAGAAAGGGACCGGAAGCAAACGCGACCACUGGCACGGCGCACAAAGACUCUCUCCGCCGAUCGGAAAUUUUCCAGCGGUCGAACAUAUGUGGUGAAAAAAGCAGAAAGUAAAGAAUCAAGGGGUAGAACUCAGAGUGUGAAGCGUGUUCCAACUGAUUCUAAAAUUGUCGGAACCACAAGGCACAUGUCUCCUCAGGGUGGUGCACGGCGCCGUGACGUCUCUCCACAGUUGGUCUACAACUUCCUCGCUGCUCAGAAAGACAAAAAUAGUGAGGAAAACGACGGCAACGGUGAGUGUGUAAGCGACAGUAGGGGUAGACACUUGGAUUUCACUAGGGAACAAGUUCUCCACCUAGUUCGUGAACGAAAGAUGUUAUUUAGUCGUGAAGAGAAAAAAUGA
Molecule: messenger RNA, 1974 nt
Organism: Trypanosoma brucei brucei TREU927
Lineage: Eukaryota; Euglenozoa; Kinetoplastea; Trypanosomatida; Trypanosomatidae
Exons: 1
Coding region: 1-1974 (657 amino acids)
Source: RefSeq, a predicted model, not a curated record